Cercospora beticola is the source of this 1529-nucleotide messenger RNA. RefSeq lists its product as uncharacterized. The record is from RefSeq and is a predicted model, not a curated record. Gene Ontology annotation, biological process: NADPH regeneration. Lineage: Eukaryota; Fungi; Ascomycota; Dothideomycetes; Mycosphaerellales; Mycosphaerellaceae. Gene Ontology annotation, molecular function: nucleotide binding; oxidoreductase activity. Gene Ontology annotation, cellular component: cytoplasm.
GCCAACGAACACACUGUUGGUGUCGACUGUCUCGCGCAAGUUACAAAAUUCGGUGAGGUCCACCAAGGGCAAUAGCAUCAUCCCUCAGGACAAUCUAUCAUCUUCUCUUGCACUCUUCCUCGAUUGCUGUUCUUUCCAGAAGAUUGAAUUUCACAGUUCGAAGCAGCAGCCACCACCAAAAUCUCCCCCUCCCCCUCCUUCACUAUGGUCCGCAAGCUGCAGGUCGGCGUGUCCGGUCUUGGACGAAUGGGCGCCCGACACGCUCUGCACUUUCUCGAACGCACACCUCGAGCAGACCUCGUGGCUGCCUUUGACCCGGAUGAGAAAGCACUCGCAUGGGCGAAGGAGCGACUCGCACCCUUCGGUACUAAGCUCUACAACGACUAUGAGGAGUUCUUGAAGCACCCAGGCCUGGAAGCCGUCGUGGUAGCGGGCAUCACCACACAACAUGCCGCGCAGGCGGUGCGUGCCAUUGAGGCCGACAAGCAUGUGCUGUGCGAGAAACCGCUGUCAACGAGCAUCGAGGUCUGCGAGAAUGUCUUGAAAGCCGCUCAGGCCAAGCCUCAUUUGACUGUCAUGUGCGGUUUCUCGCGCCGCUUCGAUGCCAGCUACCGAGAUGCUGCUCGCCGUGUGCAGAAUGGAGACAUUGGCCGGCCGUCCAUACUCCGAUCGCAGACAUGCGACAAGCAUCGCGACGACGACUACUUCGUACAGUAUGCCAAGUUCAGCGGCGGAAUCUUCGUCGACGCCAACAUCCACGACAUCGACCUUGCCCUUUGGUACUUCGGCCAGGACAGCGUAGUGAAGAGCGUCACCGCCGCUGGCAUCAACGCACGCCUCACCGAGCUGGAGAAGUACCAAGAUGUCGACAACGGCAUCGGUAUCGUCGAGUUCUACGGCGGCAAGAUUGCCUACUUCUACGCCUCACGCAUGAUGGCUGCAGGACAGGAGGACACCACCGAGAUUAUUGGCACACACGGCAAAAUUGUCGUCAAUGGCAAUCCUCAGCAAAACCUAGUCUCUCUGCACGAGAGUACGGGUAUCCGCAAGGACGUUCCCCAGACCUACUACGACCGCUUCGAACACGCCUUCGUCACCGAAUCGAACGAGUUCACAGAAUGCGUUCUGGACGGCACGAAGCCACCAUUCGAGCUGGCAGGUGCCGUUGCUGCUGUGAAGAUUGCUAGCGCGUUGCAAAAGAGCUUGGUCACUGGAAAGAAGAUUGAAUACAGCGAAUCUGGCGAGGAGAUUGUCUCAGAGAAGGCACGUCUCUAGGUGCUAAUGCGUUUGCUGAUGCGCGAGUAUUGGAUAUACAACAUUGCAUGGGGUCAGAGCACAGGUACCAUCAGCGGUCAUGAAGGCGCCAAUAUGUGGAUAGAAAAGUGUUUCAGGGCAUACGGAUGGUGCUAUCAAAGCUUGGAUACAGCGCCAACACGAAACAAGCUCAGUAAGAUCCAAUGCAUAAAGGAUACAUUUGAAUUUGGGCACAACACAGAUGUCAAUAGAGCGGAAUUAGAAGUAGACAUUGA